UUUUUUUUGUUAAGGGGGUUUGGAAACUAACGCUGCUUUCGAAUGAUGGAAAUGUUUUUGGAUCCCGUUUUCAAUAGAGGAUUAGACGAGUGGGAUCAAGGAAUGGAACGAUUAAAUCUGGAAAACUGAUGGUGCUGCCGAGAUCACCUAAAAGAACGUCAACGCCGCUCCGGAUCGACGAGAAGUGAUGGGAUGGAACAUAAAGCGGGGGGCGGACCUUGGCGGGGGACCAGAUUCUCCUGCUGCUUAAUAUUUACUACAGCCUGCUAACUGGACUCGCGUCAACAUACGUUCGUUGACCAUUAAAAAGCGGAGCCGUGAACGGCAAGGAAAACGUCUUUAUGCUUUUCGGUUCUUUGUAAAGGAUGACCGAUUCGACGGAUGCGGACGAACUGGCCAACGCAUCGGCGAGGGGUGAGCUGAGAGUGGUGCAAAUAUUACUGCGAAGUGGGGUAAACGUUAAUCAGAAGAACACGUACGGCAGGACCCCCCUGCAGGUGAUGAAACUCGGUUACCCAGCCAUUGCGGUGGAGCUGCUGAGGGCCAACGCCAAUCCCAAUGAACAGGACACAAGUUUGGGGGUUACCAUCGCCCAUGACGCUGCCCGUGAAGGCUUCCUGGAAACCCUGAUGGUUCUCACCGAGAACGGAGCCGACGUCAACCUGCAGGAUCACCAGGGGAACUUGCCGCUUCAUUUGGCAGCCAGAGAGGGCCACUUGGACAUUGUGAGACACUUGAUAGAUCUGACAAGUGACCCCCUCGUCAAAAACAAAGAGGGGCACACUGCGUCUGACCUUGCAGAGAUGCACGACAGGCACCUUGUGGCUGAGUGUCUUGGGAACCGACUGCAACGGUAGAGGCAAAGCUGUGCCAUUUUUACCAGUGUGCACUGCUGGCAGCAUCCUGUCCUCGUCCUCUUGUGGGUCACCUCAGACCACCCUGUUGGUUCCACUUUCUCUUUGUUUGUCAGCACCGCCUGCCCCCACUCCAAGAGCCACAAUGUGGGAAAUUUUCUGUAUUUUCGUCUUUUCACAAAGUCCACUUUGACUUUCUUUUUUAUGUGACAUGAAUGUCGGCGACUGUAGGUGGGAGCCAUGUUCCUAAUUUUAUAACAGCCCUCCCUCCAUGUCAUUGUGACACGUUACAUCGAGAGUGACGUGUGGGUCCAGUGUGGGGCUCGUUUAAAACAUUUAGUGCCACCGAAAGCCAGGCGCACUCAGAAGAGUCCUCCUUCUCCUCAUGGCCAAUGACGAAUGCUAACAGAGCGCCCCCUGCUGGUGGAGUGAUUCCAAUGUACAUUCAGUGUAAAUACAGAGAUUCCAGAAAUUAAUAUACUGUGCCUAAUAAAAAUAAAGGCAUCAAAUCAUGUAAAUAGGGAGACAUGCAAUAGA
Molecule: messenger RNA, 1391 nt
Organism: Polypterus senegalus (gray bichir)
Lineage: Eukaryota; Metazoa; Chordata; Cladistia; Polypteriformes; Polypteridae
Gene: cdkn2c
Product: cyclin-dependent kinase inhibitor 2C (p18, inhibits CDK4)
Exons: 2
Coding region: 366-857 (163 amino acids)
Biological process (GO): negative regulation of cell population proliferation; regulation of cyclin-dependent protein serine/threonine kinase activity
Cellular component (GO): nucleus
Molecular function (GO): protein kinase binding; cyclin-dependent protein serine/threonine kinase inhibitor activity
Source: RefSeq, a predicted model, not a curated record